AUGCCACCACCAAGGGUUCCAAUACGACAAGGCAGACCUCAAAGUGAAUCCACAAGGGAUCAAAAUCAAGGACAUGGACAGAUGCCUUACGUGUUACUUACACCAGAGGCGCUACAAAUACUAAUACAAAAUAUGAGUAAUGGAAACACAACCUCAUCCACCACACCAAUAACCAACGAUACAAAUGAUUCGAAGAUCAUUCGAGAAUUCAGGAAGUUCAAUCCUUCAACAUUUGAUGGAUCAUCUGUGGAUCCAAUUAUAGCAGAGAAUUGGAUAAUAGAAAUAGAAACUGUUUUCCGCCACAUGAACAUCCCAGAAGAACAAAAAGUAAAUUGUGCCACCUUCAUAUUAAGAGGCGAUACAAAGUUCUGGUGGGAAUCCACAAAAAGAACAAUCAAAGGUACAGUCUCAUGGCAGCAAUUCAAUCAGGCUUUUUACAACAAGUAUUUCCCUUUGACAGUGAGAUAUCAAAAGGAAGUGGAAUUUCUUAAUCUUCAAGAGAGCAUUUCGGUGGCAGAGUAUGAACGGAAAUUUGAUCUCUUGUCCCACUUUGUCCCUCAACUAGUGGACAUAGAAGAGAAGAAUGUAGAAAGGUUUAUUUGGGGAUUAAGAGAAAGCAUUCGAGGCAUUGUUACUGCUUUUCGACACAAAGAGUAUGCCUUUGCCCUCGAGUCGGCCUUACUCAUGGAAGUAGAUCUUGCUGCCAAAACCUCAACUUCUGAACGAGGAUUCAUGCCAAAUUAA
Molecule: messenger RNA, 744 nt
Organism: Benincasa hispida (wax gourd)
Lineage: Eukaryota; Viridiplantae; Streptophyta; Magnoliopsida; Cucurbitales; Cucurbitaceae
Source: RefSeq, a predicted model, not a curated record